Bactrocera neohumeralis is the source of this 1389-nucleotide messenger RNA. RefSeq lists its product as uncharacterized. The record is from RefSeq and is a predicted model, not a curated record. The coding region runs from base 76 to 792 and encodes 238 amino acids. The transcript has 2 exons. NCBI's taxonomy places the organism in Eukaryota, Metazoa, Arthropoda, Insecta, Diptera, Tephritidae.
UGAUCAAUACUUCCCCAACAUUAAAAUUUAUCAAGGAAAUAAAGUUGUUAAUAAAUCUAUCUGAAACUUUGUGCUAUGAGUAAAUUAGAAGAUAUAUUGGCAAAGAAGAAAACGGUUGUUCCUGUACUUGAUCUGAGUAAGAACAUCGCUCAGACCAAAGAAGAAUUUAAACGACUAAUGGAGAAAGUGCCCGAUUAUAAAAUGCGUCCAAUCAAAGUACGUGCCGAUGAAAUAAAGAUUAAAGAGAAAGAUUUCUCUUUCAAGAUUUCGAAGAGAGAGGUCAGAAAACUAUCAAAGCAUAAUGGCGAACGGGAACCGAUUUAUACAUACGCAGAUCCUAUACCGUCCGAAAUGAAGGAUGUACCUAUAAUGGACUUGUGCUCAGUACCAAUCGACUGGAAGAUGCUUACCACGCUGCGACCGAAGUCUAAGCAGGAAGAAGAGUACUUUAGUCGCAUGACAGAGAUGGCCAAGUUGCAAUUGAAGACCGAAAUGCGCGAUCGCAGAGAUUUCAUUCUUAAUAAUUGCGUUAAAAAGAACAAAAACAAAUCUGGCAUUGUAGAAACUAAAUUGGCAACAUGUGCCGAAUGCGGACAAGAAAUGUGUUGUGGCAAGGCUUGCACGGACUUCAAUUACGAUCUAUUUGUGCGCCUUGAACCAAAAAUCUCAAAGCCGAAACCACCCGUAAAUAACACAAACAAAGGGAAAUUGUCUGGACGGAAAUCACUCACGAAGAAUGGGGGGAAGAAUAAAGCAAACAAGAAAAAAAUGCCUUCUUCUGCCGUGGCUUAAUAUCUUUUAUAAACUAAACGUACUGAAGGCUAAACCUUUAUAAUAGGUUGUCAAAAAAGUCUUGCGGUAUUUUCGCUAGUAAGCGCGUAGUUCUAGUUUCAUUCGUCGCACGCUAUACCUUUUUGGAAAGCUCAUUUCCAGCGCUAACACGUGUUUGAUUGAUUGUCAUUUCUUUUAAGUCGUUCGUGAGUUAUAGCGUCGCAAACAUGGAGCAAAAUAAAGAGAAAAUACGGCAUAUUUUACAGUAUGACUACGAUAAAGGCAAAAAUGCAUCUCAAGCCGCCAAUAAAAUUUGUGCAGUUUAUGGACCCGAUACAGUUUCCAUUUCCACCGCACAACGAUGGUUUCAACGUUUUCGUUCUGGUGUAGAGGUAGUCGAAGAUGCGCCACGCUCCGGAAGGCCUGUCGUCGAAAAUUGCGAUAAAAAUCGCUGAAUUGGUCGAAAGAGACCGGCAUAGUAGCAGCCGUAGCAUCGGUCAAGAGCUGGGCAUGAGUCAUCAAAAAUUCAUUUUAAUUUCAAUAAAAAAAAAAAUCCAAUAAAAAUACCGCAAGACUUUUUUGACAACCCAUUAUGUAGCUUUAGAAUGUCAUUUAUAU